Molecule: messenger RNA, 8801 nt
Organism: Carassius auratus (goldfish)
Lineage: Eukaryota; Metazoa; Chordata; Actinopteri; Cypriniformes; Cyprinidae
Product: angiomotin-like
Exons: 3
Coding region: 4316-7912 (1198 amino acids)
Biological process (GO): regulation of cell migration; hippo signaling; proteolysis
Cellular component (GO): lamellipodium; plasma membrane; bicellular tight junction
Molecular function (GO): protein binding; signaling receptor activity; aspartic-type endopeptidase activity
Source: RefSeq, a predicted model, not a curated record
GACUUCCAUUGGUUAAUACUGUUCAAAUCAAAUCCACUUGGUGAUUAAUUCUAUUGUCAGCUUCUAGUCUUAUGACUAAAAAGACUUAAAAUUUAACAGGAGACUUGUGUUGAAAGACUACAUGUGAUGGUAUUAGUCACCCUGUAAACCAGACUACAGGGUAUUUUUGGAAAUAGUUUGAAAGUUUAGCAAGCAUGUCCUAAAUUAAUAGUUAAGAAACCGUUACAGAAACAGUUUUUGUUUUCAAUUCCAAAACGUUUUAAAAAGUUAAGCAUUAACAUCAGACCUGGAUCAGAUAUUAACCUGAACAUCUGUCAGCGCUGUACUGAGAACCUGGAGUGUCUCAGUGUAAUGAGGGCAGGAAAGGAGCGUACUGUCAGAGGUUGUUUGAUAGUCUGCCAGCAUCGGGCCUGUACUCAAACCUGCCCCCGUACCACAUUCCUGAUGUAUUACCCGAGUAAACACUGUCUGCAUGGGGGCCCUGGGAAACUUGUGCAUGAAAUGUAAAUAUUUAGACAAUAUCAGCGUCCAUUCAGAAUGUUCUGGACGAUCAGAAACAAGCUUACAUAGGGGGAAUACAUCUAUUUUGAAUGAUCUGAUCUUAUUCACUACAGCUAUCACUGCAAUUAAAAUCAGACAUUCUGAAACCGCUUUGAGGAUUUUUCUUAGUAUAUAUCCAAAUAACUUUUUGUCAAGGAAGUGAGAUUGUAAUAACUGAGAAUGUUUGCUCAACUUAAUCAAAAGAUCAUUGCACACCAGUGGAGAUCAUUUUUUAAAUCAAACACUGACAUUUCUUUAAUAAAAAUCCAAGAGGAUGAAGCCUUUUUUAAUUAAUUGCACUCUUUCAGCUGUUGCCCAGUACCAGUGUUGCUCUUGGCUUUGUUUGGUUGCUCUUGAAAGAGACAUAGACAGCAGCGGUUAGAAAUAUGAGGAAGGAAUAAUUGCUGUCUGUGUUAGGACAAGCCAGGUGUAAUAGUUCUUAUCAGAGGACUUGCGUUUGCCACCUGUUUCUACAUUACUCAACUUUUCUCAGCAGGUGGAUCCUUUCCCCAAAUUGACCUGGUUGAGAACAUGUUAGGGUUAUUGAUGGCUGACGAUGGUCAGCUAAUCAACUAGUCCACUGACUAGUCCAGUUAGACAAAUGCCCCCUAAUGAGAUGAUCCCUUUUUGAACGCUCCUCCCGCUAUGAAACAAAGGUCAAAUGCAUGAAUGUAAUCAAAUGUAGAUGUUAUAUAGUCACUAACUCUCUAUCCAACACUUUUUGCAUGCAAUGUCCCAUGUAAAUUCAUCCCAUGUCUUGUUUUCAUUCUCAUCUGGCGUCUACCCCAAUGAAGUUUAUUAGCUCAUCAAUGUUUACGUCAACAUCUCAACUAGUAAUGCAUAUGUGGAUUAUUCUAGCAUACAUAAAUUGAAGAGUAAUGGGUAAAAAUCUCCGCACACUAAACGAGAUCAGAAGCCCCUUGUGAAAGUGAAAUGUUUUGAAAUGGUUAAUAAACUAUUUUGACAUUCCAGUAAACCCAAACCCGAUAAUCUGGAUUAAAUAAAACUGGACGCUUUUGAGGUUUUGGGCAAGCUUCAAAGCGAAAUAAUUUGUAUAAACCACAAUUACUUUUAUUCAACCGUUAUAUUCGUCAGAUUUCAGAUAUGCAUCGCACACCCAGUGUCUUCUCAUCAUCGCUACUCAUUUGGAUGUAAGUUGGAGUGUUAACAGCAGCAGGCGGGUUUGAAGGUGUGUAAUUAACUGGCAGUGAUCCAGCUCACCUAUCCUUACAGCCACACCUGAUGGAAUGCAUUAGUUAGUUCAGUGUACGAGCUUAGUGCAGCAGUGUCGUUAAGCAUGUGAACAAAGGAGUACGGCUUAAGACAACUGGUCAACGGUUAGAAGAGUUCAGUGGAGUUUUCUCAUCCAAGACGUAUUUGGUGGAAAGGAGGUGGAACUCUAGUGGCUUGGCGUCCAGGACCUUGCGGACCGGCUGUGUGUUUUGGAGCAACUUGAGGAGCUUCUUCAGUCCAGUGACCCUAGCCAUUGUCAGCACCAUGAGCAGCCAGAAUUGACACACGACAGCGUCUACAGCAGCCACAGAGCUGGGGGCUCGUCCGGGAUAGGGGGGAAUCUCCUAAGAACCAGGGAGUGAAACAUCCCGAGAUCAGGAGAUCAAGAGAAAAAGACGCACCGGUGAAUCAGGCGGACCUACAUAAAAAAGGGGGUAAGUGUUUUCGUAUAUUUCUUGAAAGAAAUAUAGCGCUUACCCUCUGUAGGAUCCUAGUAGGGGAUUAAUGUAAAAAUUAUCCCGCGUUCCCCGUAAAGACACGGGAAGGAGUUGUAAUCACUAAUUGCUAGUGGAAUUAAGCUUUCCAUUGUUGUUACACUACGGCUGGCAACAGUAGUCAAUUGACUAUUAGCGUAGAGUGAUUGGAUGUGCAGUACUGGCCACACUGUACUUUUGAUCACGGUUGCGUAUUGCGUACGGCGAAUUUUAAACUUUUGUUGUAUUUUAACCAUCGCGGAAAUUGAUUUAAUUUGGGGAUUGAAAUUUAAUUAAAAUCCAUUUUGUGGAAAUCAAUUAAUAAUUGUUAUUACAUGUUGAAAUAUUGUGACCCAAAAGAAAGGUGUUUUAGGGGCGACCCGAACUUGGUUUGGCGAGAGCCCAAAACUAUAGGAAACACCCAAACAAAAGAAGGUGAUCUAGUGACGAUCAGGGCGAAAGCUUUGUGUAAGUCAAAACCUAGAAAAAUCACCCAAGGUCACAAUACGAUACAUGGAAUCACAGUUAAGGUUGGGCAAAAGAGUAUAGAAGAAUUUUGAAUUGCAAAUUUGCUUGCUUAUCACUGCCUGAACACUACAAUUUGCGCUGCUAUUAAGUGGAAGAUGGGGGGUUCAAAGUCAAGACCAUUACCAGGAGAGACACCAAUUGAUUUUAUGUUCAUAAAUAAUCAAGGGUUUUAUACAGAACCUUUUGUAAGUGACAUGGCAGGAUGGUCAGAGAGUAUGAAACCACAAAUUGAAACUCCGUAUCCGAGAGAGGGUUCAUUCACUGAUGAGGGUAUGGAAUUAGCUAAAAGUCUAAUUUUUGAGGGGUGGGGCGAUCCCAAUUGGGAUUAUAAAUAUAUGACUAAAAGUUAUAAUGUUUGGAAGGAUCUGAAAAAGGUCUGGGAUCAAGGACCAGAAAAGAAAAAGGUACUUGCCUUUGUGGCUCAGCAAAACAGCUUUCCACAAGACAAGCCACCGCCCUACUGCACUCCUCGCCUACCCACAGCGCCACCGCACAACAGUCAUGUUACUGAAAAGUCAGGUACUUUCAAAGAGACAAAGGUAGAGACAAAGGAAACUCCCAAAACUCAGAGUGCAAUGGUGUGGAUGAGAUCGGGAAAUGCGAUAGGGGUGAAACCAGUAAAAAUGACAGAUAUGGAAGCAAUCUGUAAAAGUUUGCCUUCUCCACAGAAUCCUAGUAAAUUUGUAACUAUUCUGCAAUCACACACAAAGUAUGCUCAUUUUACAGGUGCAGAUUACAGAGCAGUUCUGGCAAGAACACUGGAAGGAGAUGUCACUGAGGAGAUGUUGAUUAGUGAAUGCAAAACACUGGCGUAUGAAAAUGAUCAUAUAUCGGGCUCAGCUACGGCAGCAUCGCCACAUGAAUUUUUCUGGGAAAAACAGGAAAAUCAUACUUCUUUCUUUAAAGAGUUGAGAGUAUUCCUAGAGAAGCGUCUAGGCAAUAAACAAGAUUUAUCAUUUGCUGCAAACACAAAGCAGAAGUCUAAAGAAACGGCUUCAGAUUUCUAUCUGAGAUUUAAGAAAGCAUGGGUGGAGGAAUCUAAACUCCCACUUGAUGAUAACUUAAAGGCAUUAUUCAUCAACACAUUUCUGAAUAAUAUGCAUGGAAAACAAGCACAACUGAUUAGAAUCACAACAACUAACUUGUUAGAAAUGACCAUAGAAGCAUUAGGGAAGCGAGUUAGGGAACUAGAUAUUUCUGGAGGGUUUGUGGUCAAAACUGAAACUGCUAUGUUCACUGGGCAAAAGCCACAGAGAGGUGAACAUGACCUAAAAGCAGAACUGAAACACAGAUCAAGUGUUGCAAAAAGAUCAAGAAUAGUUUGUUAUCUCUGUGGAAAGGAAGGUCAUGUCCAAAGAAAUUGCAGAAAAGGGAGAAGUCAGAAUCGUCCUCAGGGAGAUUCAGUUCAGUGGAAGCCAAGAAUAGAUCACUCUCAGCAGAGAGACAGAGAAAGAUUCAACUCCCCUUAUCCUACUUCUUGGCACAAGCCUCAAGGACCACAAUAGGGAUGCCUACAGAGUGAAGUCAGUUCCAAUGUAUCUAUGACGACCCUCACAUUUACUAAUAACAAUAAAGAUUUGCCAUAUGUUACAUUGUUAGUGCACGGUCAACCACAGACGUUCCUCCUAGAUUCUGGAGCUGACGCAACUUCAAUGACCGCUGCACAUUAUGAGGGUCCUCUUUCUAGUCAAAUAGUAAACUCUGUAGGAAUUUCAGGAACUGACAUUCAAUGUCCUGUAACGCCUCCUCUAGAGGUAAGGGCUCCUGGAUUAAUUCCAUUCUUUCACAAAUUCACAAUCAUUCCAGGAGCUCCAUUAAAUUUGUUAGGACGAGAUUUGAUGCACAAAUUAAAUAUGGACAUUAAAUUCACUGAUGAUUUGGUCACGUUCUCUUUCCUGUCUAGCUUACAGGUCUCUGUGAACCCAUUGCCGGAUUGGGAAGACAACAAAGCAGAACCAGCCACAUGUAAGCCCAGGUCUGACAUACCACCAGCGGUUGAAACUCUGGUAGACCCUGCAUUAUGGUCACAGUAUAAAGAUGACACAGGAUUUAUAGACAUGGAACCAUACAAAGCAAAAUUGAAAACUAAUAAACCUGUCUAUAUUAAGCAAUAUCCUUUGUCUAAAGAUAAGGAACUGGGCAUAAAGCCAUUGAUUGAGAAUUUUGUCCAGCAGGGUGUCCUCGUACCGAUACACUCACCUUACAACACGCCAAUUAACCCCAUAGUUAAAGCAGAUGGUAAAACAUGGCGUUUAACUCAAGAUUUAAGAGCUAUAAAUCAAUUGAUAACACCAUUAGCUCCAAUUGUGCCUGAUGUACCGACUGUGAUUAAUUCUAUUCCAUGUACGCACAAAUAUUUCACAGUCAUUGAUUUGUGUGCAGCCUUUUUCUCUGUGCCUGUACAUCCAGACACUCAGCCUCUACUAGCGUUCACCUUCCAAGGUCAACAAUUUUCCUGGACACGCUUGGCACAGGGCUAUGUGGACAGUCCCGCAGUUUUCUCGGCAGCAGUACAGAGGACAUUGGCAAAGAUGACUGAUCUACCCUCUACAGUCUGCGUUCUCCAAUAUGCAGAUGACAUUUUGAUAACAGGUGAAACACAAAGCGAUUGUGAAAAAGCCUCUAUCAUUGUAUGCAAUGUGCUCGCUCAAGCAGGAUUCAAGGCCUCCAAAGACAAGCUCCAAUGGGUCCAAUCCAAAGUUACCUAUUUGGGACACAUCAUCAUGCCAGGUCUGAGAGCGAUUUCUACAGACAGGGUCCAGCUGAUCAGGAAGAUGAAGUCUCCACGAACUAUACAACAGCUCCAAAGCUUCCUGGGACUGAUUAACUAUUGCAGAUCCUGGAUACCUGACUGUGCAGUGCAUGACAGGCACCUGAGAAGCCUGAUUGAUCACAAAGCUCCACCAAGCACGCUCUUGAACUGGACUGAGGAGGCAGAACUGAACUUUACUGCGUUGAAGCAGGCGAUCACCAAGGCCCCAGCUCUGGGCCUACCAGACUACAACAAAGACUUUCAUUUGCAUGUCCGUGAAACUGAGGGGGUGGCCAUAGGUGUCCUGCUGCAACAGCAUGGUUCCACAUACAGACCAUUAGCGUACCUUUCUAAGAAAUUGGACAACAUUGUUACAGGUAUGCCAGCAUGUCUUCGUGCUGUGGCUGCAGCUGCCCUGGUUGUACAGAUGGCUGAGAGAAUGGUUUUGUCACACCCUUUGAUAUUGUAUACGUCUCAUCAGGUAGGCGCAAUUUUACACAAUAUGCAAACACAACACAUGACAGCGCAACGACGCUCAGGUUACGAGGCAACACUGCUGGCAACUAAAAAUCUAACGAUCCAACCUACAGCGUCCAUUAACCCGGCACUGUUGGGUGUGUUGGGAAUGGCUGACAUGGUAGAUAAUGUCACAGAGCAUGAUUGCAUAAUUGAACUAACUUCCUCAUGUUCUUCCAGGGCCGAUCUUUUGGAUUCGCCCCUGGAUGGGGGGGAACAUCUAUAUGUUGAUGGAUCAUGUUCAAAACCUGCAGAUGGGGUCUACCUUUGUGGCUAUGCUGUGGUGUCUGAGACUGGGGAAAUAAUUGAAUCAUUUGCUUUAGAUUUUAACUCAGCUCAAGCUGCAGAAUUAGUAGCAUUAAUAAGAGCAUGUGAGCUGAUGGAAGGAAAAAGAGUAACUAUUUAUACUGAUUCCAAAUAUGCAUGGGGAGUGGUACACCACUUUGCCAAAACUUGGGAAGCAAGAGAUUUCAAAACUGCAGAUGGGAAACCCAUAGCACAUUCAAACCUGAUAGGACAGUUAACCAAAGCAGUACAGCUACCUGCCGAAGUGGCCAUAGUAAAGGUAAAAGGUCACGCAACAGGUGAGGAAGAACAGGCUGUAGGAAACAGGAGAGCUGAUGAAGUCGCAAAAGAAGCAGCCAAAGCCCAGAUAAAAUCACCAUUUAAUAUGGGUGACAAAACACAGAUAGCUAUGACUAUGCAUGUGACUAAUGUUCCUGACAUUGACAUUAAAGUUUUGCAGAGUCAACCUACACAAGUUGAUUUAGAGCACUGGAGUAAACAUAACUGUGCUCCAGACAAAGAUGGGCUCUUAAGAGAUGAGAAAGGAAGAAUAGCCUUACCAAAAUUAGGACUAAUAGUCCUUAUUAGACAUUACCAUGGACUGUCACAUACAAGUUGUGCAAAAGUAGUACAAGUUAUUAAUCAAUUGUAUUGCAUUGCAGAUGUACACAAAACAGCAAAGCUGAUUUUAGACUCGUGUCUCACAUGUGCUCAGGUAAAUCCGCACAAACCUAUUAAACACGACGCAUUACCGCAUCCAGAAGCACCAUUUCAACAUGUACAAAUUGAUUUCACGCACAUGCCGCCAAUAGGUAACUUGAAAUACCUUUUGGUUAUUGUGGAUCGAUUUUCAAAGUGGCCAGAAGCAUUUCCAUGUGCAAAGGAAGAUGCUAAAACAGUGGUAAAGAUUUUGACUAAGGAAAUAAUUCCUAGAUUUGGGAUACCUAACACUAUUGAGAGUGAUAAUGGGACUCCAUUCGCAUCAAAGGUAACACAGCUACUUUCUAAAGUAUUAUCGAUUGAUUGGCACCUGAACAUACCUUACCAUCCACAGUCUUCCUCCAAUGUGGAGAGACUUAACCAAACAGUCAAACGAAGGCUCACUAAGGCCUCUAUUGAUACAGGAAAGAAAUGGGUAGAUUUGCUACCUGCUGUCUUGACAGAACUAAGAAUGACUCCAUCUUCCACCACUAAGUUUUCACCAUUUGAAAUACUAAUGGGUAGACCUUUCCCGACCCCAUGGGUUAAAGGUCGCGCAGGCUUUACUUCCUUAGGUGAUCUGGAGGUGAUCCAGGAGGACUACGUGACUUCCCUCAUUGAGAAACUUAACUCCAUAUGUGCUGAUGUUUCUUUGUGUCUUCCUCUUCCCUCAGAAAAGCCUACUCACCCCUUUGUUCCAGGACAGAGUGUGCUCAUCAAAAGCCUGAAACCAACGAAGGUGGGAGAACCAAGAUAUCUUGGACCAGCCACUGUGAUCGCAGUAACCCUGACGGGAGUGCUGACAGAUUAUCAACCGCAGUGGAUACACGCCUCACGCCUGAAGAAUUACUCUACAGGAGAGCAGGCAAGCUCCAAUUUCACAUAGAAUCUCGAACGGGGAUUCACCUUACUGUUUAACAGGGAGGAAAAGGCACUGGUUAAGCGGAGGAAGGAACUACCUCUUAUAGUGAGGUGGGGGUUGUCCAAAGCAAGAAGAUAGUUGGCCCAUUGAGUCAAAACAGUGCUAACUCCUUAAACCACUCUGUUACCAUUAAGGGCUAAAUUCUAUUGAUGGACAUACCACCGUUGAUUUCAACGAGGAACUUGGAUUCUACACACUGUUGUGCCUAUUGUUAUAUUCAUAGUGAUUCUUCUGCUAAUAGCACCCUGUAUGAUGCAAUGUAUUAGUACUUCUAUAAUGCGUUCUGUUACAGCGCUCACUACAGGAAAUACCUACCAAGCAAUGCUGCAUGUAUCCAAUCCAGUACAGACCUUUGUUAGGGUUCCAGAGCAGUUGGAGAUGAAUGUGAUUGAAGCUGAGGAUUUCCCAACAGAUGCUGAUAGCUCUACUGGAGAUGAUUAUGUGCACACUUAUGAGUUAGAGCCUGAACUGUAUAACAGAAAUGAAUACUAACUGAAGAUAUAUAUCACAUUUGAUUACUGUGUAUGAAAGUACAUAAGAUAUGCCCAAGAUUGUUCACGAUUGUGUAAGACAUGUCUUCGACUGUCUUAAAGUGGCCAUUGUGAGAUUCUGCUUGUACUCAUGAACACAUCUUGUGUUAAAGGACAUUGUGGUGUAAUAUGUACUCCUUUGAACCUUACUCUAUAUUCAUGAUGUUGCUCAAUGCAGUGUGUUAUGCUUGAUCAGCCAAAUAUCUGCCAGACAUUACGUUAUUUCAUUUCCCUAUAAAAGUAACACCCCUUGUACAAUAAAGUUGAGCUUAGAAUGAACUACACCACUUGUGUGACUCAUUCUUGGUUCCCGGGUACCUGCU